Molecule: messenger RNA, 629 nt
Organism: Hippocampus comes (tiger tail seahorse)
Lineage: Eukaryota; Metazoa; Chordata; Actinopteri; Syngnathiformes; Syngnathidae
Gene: mrpl43
Product: mitochondrial ribosomal protein L43
Exons: 3
Coding region: 143-583 (146 amino acids)
Biological process (GO): mitochondrial translation
Cellular component (GO): mitochondrial large ribosomal subunit
Molecular function (GO): structural constituent of ribosome
Source: RefSeq, a predicted model, not a curated record
UUUCACCCGGAGUUAAAAGAUUGACGCACUGCUCCAGGCGUCCUCUGUCAAUGUUACUUGUCUUCGAUUUUUUUUUUUUAAAUUCCUCUCAUCGAGUCGUUUUCCAUUUUUUCUGGAGGUUUUUAGCCACAAAAUAGAUUAAAUGACAUCCAGGGGGACGCCGAGUCGCUUCCUGAAAAGCGUCCUCCAAAACGGCGUGGGACGUUAUGUGUGCCAGCUUAAGCGGAUCUCCAUCAUCUUCUCCAAAAAGGGCCACAGCUCGCUAGGUGUCAGAGAUUUUAUUGAAGAUGGAGUGGUGGAUUACGCCAAACAGAACCCUGGCACCGUCGUGUAUGUGUCCCCGGAAUCGUGCAGCAAACCUAAAAUAGUGGCCGAAUACUUAAACGGCAACGUGAGGGAAGAGAUUGUGGCGAGCAAAACAUCCUCACAGGUGUCUGAGGUUCUAGCCAGGCUGACCAAUCAGUCGGGCCUGGACGUGAUCCGCCUUCGCAAGCCCUUCCACACAGACAACCCCAGCAUCCAGGGCCUGUGGCAUCCCUUCACCAACCGUCCCCUCACCCCUCGGAAUGAUGACAAAGUGUGACAUUUUGGAAUUGGUUAUAUUAAAUCAAAAGUUUUUGUGUACAGUA